This is a messenger RNA of Onychostruthus taczanowskii (white-rumped snowfinch), 968 nucleotides long. It is a transcript of the gene PRADC1, whose product is annotated as protease associated domain containing 1. NCBI's taxonomy places the organism in Eukaryota, Metazoa, Chordata, Aves, Passeriformes, Passeridae. The coding region runs from base 14 to 565 and encodes 183 amino acids. The record is from RefSeq and is a predicted model, not a curated record. The transcript has 5 exons.
GCGCGGCGCAGCCAUGCUGCUCUGGCUCUGGCUCUGGCUCUGCGUCUGCUGCUGGCCGGCCCGCGGAUUACGCAUCCAUGAGUAUUUGUACUUCCAAGUGCUGAGCCCCGGAGACAUCCGCUACAUCUUCACUGCCACCCCAGCCAAGGAUUUCGGUGGCGUGUUUAACACGAGGUACGACCAGAUCCACCUGGUGCCGGCGGAUCCCCCGGAGGCCUGUGGAGAGCUGAACAAUGGGGUCUUCAUCCAGGACCAGAUCGCCUUGGUGGAGAGGGGGGGCUGCUCGUUCCUGUCCAAGACACGAGUGAUCCAGGAGCACGGCGGGCGGGCCGUCAUCAUCGCUGACAACGCCUAUGACAACGACAGCUUCUACAUCGAGAUGAUCCAGGACAGCUCCCGGCGCACGGCCGACAUCCCCGCGCUCUUCCUGCUGGGCAGGGACGGGUACAUGAUCAGGCGCUCCCUGGAGCAGCACGGGCUCCCCUGGGCCGUCAUCUCCAUUCCUGUCAACGUCACCAGCAUUCCCACCUACGAGAUGAUGCAGCCCCCCUGGACCUUCUGGUAGCAGCUAAAGGCUGUGGUGGAUCGAGGACUUCCUGGUGCACCCCAGGAUCUUGCCCUAAGGACCAGGUUUGAGGAAAGGAUCCCAACAUGCUCCAGAGAUCCCGCUGGAUUCGGCCACAGGGAGAUCUUUCUGCUGGCACCGGUGCGUGGCCAAGGGCAAACACCAGUGCCAGGGGGAACCUUGAGCCAGGCACCGAGCUGUGACUGUGUGGGAGGGAGGUGAGGGCCCAGAGCAGGCCAGCACUUCCCUGGAAACAUUUGACAUUGUGCUGCUGAUUUGGAGGGAUGCAGGACUGGCAGGGAUGGGGGCAGAGCGAUACAGGCUUGGUCUGUACCAGCACGGCUCACCUGAUGUCUGUACGUUUUUGUCUGAGCUAAUGAAGUCUGAGUAAGUUUUAGAGAAA